Messenger RNA from Magallana angulata, 1166 nucleotides. RefSeq names its product elongation of very long chain fatty acids protein-like. Bases 233 to 1021 code for a protein of 262 amino acids. The record is from RefSeq and is a predicted model, not a curated record. Lineage: Eukaryota; Metazoa; Mollusca; Bivalvia; Ostreida; Ostreidae. Gene Ontology annotation, cellular component: endoplasmic reticulum membrane. Gene Ontology annotation, molecular function: fatty acid elongase activity. Gene Ontology annotation, biological process: sphingolipid biosynthetic process; fatty acid elongation, saturated fatty acid; fatty acid elongation, monounsaturated fatty acid. The transcript is spliced from 7 exons.
UAAAGAAAUGAUUAUUAAGUGUAGGAGGACAGGUAAAUAAGUUGAAGUUGACUUUCUAGGUGAAAAAAAGAACCCACAUGCUAUAGCAUGCAUGCUGGUUUAAGGUAAAAAGAAUUUUCGUAAAUAUCUUUGCCGAGGAAUGAAGCAGCGAUAGCUAUGUUGUAAUGUGACGUAUACAUGUAGUUGUGUCAUUGACGCUCGCGUGUUCCUCCUGUUCGGAUAGAAAUCGAGCAUGGCAGGCCUAAGGGGAAAUUUGACGUCAGUCGAGACAUAUCUCACGCAUGGAGAUGAGAGGUUACGAGGCUGGCCGUUCAUGGACAGUCCCAUUCCGGUCCUAACCGUAUUUGUCCUCUAUCUGAUGAUGGUCAAACAGGGACCCAAGAUGAUGGAGCAACGGAAACCAUUCGAGGUGCAGGGUCCCAUGGUUCUGUAUAAUCUAGCUGUGAUGGUGCUGUCGAUUUAUAUAACCUUUGAGAAAUUGAUCUCCGCCGUGCAGUCUUCAUACAGCUUAAGGUGUCAACCCGUGGAUUACUCAGACGACCCCAGAGCAAUAAGGAUGCUGAAUGCGAGCUACUGGUAUUUUAUAUCCAAAAUCAUUGAGCUUCUAGACACAUUUUUCUUCAUUGUUCGGAAGAAAGAGAGACAGAUCACCUUUCUACACGUCUACCACCAUGCUAUAAUGUUACUCCACACUUGGUGGUUUGUGAAGUUUGUCCCCGGAGGCCAGACGUUUGUCCUGGGUUUCCUGAAUUCCUUUGUCCACAUUUGGAUGUACGCUUAUUACGGACUGGCGGCUAUGGGCCCUCACAUGCAGAAAUACCUAUGGUGGAAGAAAUAUCUCACGAAGCUUCAACUGUUCCAGUUUGUGUUGACUAGCUCCCACGCCCUCUAUAACGUCUGCUUCGGCGACUGUGGCUUCCCGCGCUUGUUUUCCUUGUCCAGUGUCAUCCAGUCCGCCAUAUUUUUCAGUCUAUUUAUGAAUUUUUAUUUACAAGCAUAUAAAAAGUCAAAAACCAGUUAAACUCGACUCAAUUUUACAAAAGUGUUGCAAGUUUUAAUUUAUGCCGGUGUUUCGUGGUUGGUUUUUUUUGUUUUUUUUUACAUGUAAUUGCUCAGCGAUGCUGAACAUUUUCCGUAUAAAGCAUGUAUUAUGUAGCUACGACUUU